GUGGACCAAAUCAAUAUGGACAGCACCAGUUCACUGCAUGGCAGCAGCUUCCAUCGUCCUUCUACUGAGCAAACGCGGACAGAUUUCUCCUGGGAUGGUAUCAAUGAGUUUGGAGGAAAUGUAUCUAUCAUUUUCAGCCGUAUACAGAAGUAAGGCGAUUUUUACUGACCCUGAGGGAAAUGAUCAGAACCAGUUAACUUCAGUUAACAAUUAGAAGAAAAAACAAGCAAACAUUUUAAUAAUACAUGUUCCCUGUUGCUCUUAAUACCUACACCAUAACAAAAUGUGUUGUUGUUUUUUUUCCCCCACUAAUACAAAACCAGCAUCCUGAAAAGGGAAUAAUGUUUAUUAUUGUUACCAAACUGUUCUUCUCUAGAAGAUUAAAAAAGGUGUUCAAACAGAUUAGCUUUGCUAGUUUUGUACUUUGAAAGGAAGAAUUAGGGGUACAUUUUUGGUAGUGUAAGCAUUUUCAAAACCCUGAUGCUUUCAAAAGUUUAAAAUGGGUUUUCUGUGAUUUGAGAGCACUUAAGUCACUUAAUAGCAAGGGGACGUAGGUUUUUAACCAAUCCUCAUCCUACUGACAGCUCAUUCACUGUGGCACUUAUAGCUUGGGAUCUUUUGCCUAGGCUCAGCUAGAGAAAACGUUUGUGGGAAAAUUGCAGUGCAUGCAGCAACUGUCUGGAAUAAAUUUGUCAGAUUUUUCCUCACUGUGCUUCUGCCUAGCUGAGAGCAAGGUACACGUGGUCAUGUUUCCUUAAAGAUAAUGGAAGACAAUUUCCUUAUUUGCAAUUUCUCAUUUUUGCAAUCCACUCUGAAUCCAUGGCACUCUUUCUCAAAGUGCCUCUUUCUCUUCCUCAGUGUAAUUCUGUAUACCUUCUUUGAUGUCAAAGCUGGCUCAUGAGUUUACUUCUCUUUCUUUUCAUUCUUGCCUUCAUGCCGUAGCUGUCCGGCUUUGGAGUGGUAGAGACCACCUGCAGAGACCUGUUCUAGGUUGUUUUCAUGAGGUGGCUCAGUGCAGUCCCCAGCUCUUUUGAAACAAAUGGGUAGAUAAUGAACAGCAGUACCUAGGCAGGAAUGACUAGAGGUGGCAUAGCCUGACUUUCUUUAACCAGCUUUACCAUCAAAGGAGAUGCACCAUGGGACAAGGACUAUGUUCUCUGCUACACCUUUCAAUUUUUACUGUUCUUCUCUCACUUUCUGAUAGCUUCAGCUCAUGUGUUACACACACACAUUCUUGGCUGCAAAGUUACAGGAUACAUCAACUACUGCAUUUACACUCACUUUUCAGGGAAACUUGCCUCUCUUAGCUUAGCAAUUGGCAGAGAUUAUAUGCAGUUCAGAAUCUUUACAUUACCUUUCUUUGCCUCUAACUACUUUACUGCCUAGUUACUGCACCUCUGAGUUUUCCUGAGGCCUGUGCCUAUGACCAAAUAGUUGCUGUAUGUCAGGAUUUAGAAUUUUCCCUGUCGUGGUCACUUCUUUUGAAUAUGUUUGUGUUUGGAUGCCCAGUAUGAGCAUGAUGGACUUGAAAUGAAGAGCAGAAGCAAUGCUUGUUUAGCCCUUAUGAAAAUAUAGUCUCAAAUGCAAUGCCCAGAAUCUUUGGAGGAGACUAUUGAAUUAAUCUUGAGAGAUUGUGUUCUAUGAUGUUUGUGACUGCUGCCUGUACUUGUUAUUCAGAGGCUGAGGAUGAACACAGAGAAGAGAGUAAAGGGAAUUUAGUAGAAUUGUAGAUCUCAUUUCCAUACUGGCAUGAAUGAGGAAGAACACACUGGUAAGGUCACGUUCAUUUUAAGACUAUGUAAGAUACAAGAGAAAGUAAAUACUAAAACCACUACAUAAAAUAAUAUCUGUAAUGUGAUGCCUAUUUGUGUGUUUUGUUUGUCGCAUUGUCAGCUCUCCACUGUAAGCUUCCUGAAUUGUCCAUCAACCGUGCAUUGCCUUUCAGAGAGCUGGAACAGGGCAGCAUGUCCAUGGAGGAUUGGAAGCAGCCAAAGGGAGGCUUCUCACAACCUGAUUCUAUCUCUGCCACUGACCUUACCUCACUCAGUACCACAGGAUAUCCCGCAGCAUGAAGGACCACGUCACAAAGCCAACGGCUAUGGGCCAAGGCCGUGUGGCUCACAUGAUUGAAUGGCAAGGCUGGGGUAAAGGUAACAGCCAGCAGCAGCAGCAUACGCAUGAGACAGCUCGCAAAGAUGCUGAUGCCUACUCAGACCUGAGUGACGGUGAAAAGGAGGCCCGGUUCCUUGCAGGAGUGAUGGAGCAAUUUGCUAUAUCAGAGGCGACUCUCAUGGCCUGGUCCUCCAUGGAUGGUGAGGAUGUGAGUGUAAACUCAAAUCAGGAGAAUCCCGCGGGCAACUACUCUGAGAAUUAUCAGGAACUAAUGGAGAGCCAAGAGCACAUGGCCCAGACGCAGUAUGAUAGCUGGCCUCAUUCCUACGUCUCACAGGGCAUGUAUUGCUUAGGUUCAUCUGAUGCUUGGGAGACCAGUGAUCAGUCCCUCAUCGCUUCCCCAGCAACUGGCUCCUACUUAGGCCAGAAUUUUGAUGAGUCGCAGACAAACCUACAGGAAAGUAUUUUGAUUCAGAGCAGCCUUCUCCAGCAGCAACAGCUGCAGCAACAGCUGCAGCAACAGCAGCAGGAGCAAAACUUCAUCCAGAGCACGGGGCUGGUCCAUGUGUGGCCCCUGCAGACUGCGCAGGGUGGGAGUGGGGCUGAAUCCAGCACUUAUGUGGAGGACCACCUUGAGGAUAAUGGGAACCCACGGCUGGAGAAGGCUCCUCUCCUAAACAAGAAGCCCUCUCCAGAGGAGGAUGAUGUAGUAUGCCGGGACCUGGAAUCACUGUCUCCUCGAGAGGAGAUGGAACAUGCUGCACUGAGCCGCAAAGUCUCUGAUGUUACCUCUUCUGGGGUGCAGUCUUUUGAUGAGGAAGAAGGAGAAACAAACAACUGAUACUUUUUGUUAAAUUCUCAUCACUGCUGAACAAAGAGUGGGGUGGCAAAGAAUGAAAUGACAGGGAUUAUUCUCUCCAGCUCUCCAUACUUCCAAGCAGACACACUUUCAGUUUCUGACAUUCAAUUAUUUUUUUAAACAAGAGGAAAAUCUCAAAGUGAUUGACACACGAAGACCUCUUCUUUCCCUCUACCAUGGACGCAUAUUUUCAAUUUUCAUUGCUCUGAGCAAUGCACCUGAGGUGCUUGGAGAGAUCUGGAUUGGUAAAUCAUUUCUAAAUCUUCUAAAUGCAAAGUCUUGGCUCUGGAUACAAACUCUUCUGGUUAUAGGGAUGUGGCUGAUGAGAUAGGCUUGAUAUAGGGAGUGGCUUCGUGGCUAGAAUCCAUCCUGGCAGAAUGGAUAUUACUUUGUGGACAUGAUACUCUUUCAUAGAAUAUAUGAAUAUAGACUGUUUUAAAAUGAAGAUAUGGCUUUACAAAUAUAGAUUGCACUAGUAUAGUGAUUGUGGCUGCUACAGAGAAUAAGGCUGUAUUCAAUACAGACUGUACUGAGAUGAGGGAUUCACUGUGUAACCAGAUCCUCAACAGCACCUUGAUAUGAAAUUGUAGGCUUAGUGGAUACAGACUGCGCUCCACGGGCACGGGCUGUGCUGCAGUACAGAUGGUCUGGCUCUGUGUGCAUGGCUGUACUGUGGCAUGGAAGCAUGAGUGCAGAUAUGUAUCUAACCCUGCUCUGAGAUACUCAUUCUUCGGUUUCUUUCUGGUCUUUCAUUUAUUUGUUUCUCUUCUUGACAUUUCUAUCUUCCCAGGAGCUGGCAGGAGUGCUGUGUCCUUUUGGCAUUGGGCACCGAAUGCCAGUAGAAAGGACUUUGUCAGCUACCGAGUCAGUCACCAAAAACUGACUCUUGUAGGGGGCUUGAGAACAUGUCCAUCUUGGUGCUGCUGCAGCAUCCUUAUGUCUUUUCCUUUGCCAGCAGCAUUGGCAGACCAAGAGAGUCUGCAGAUCCAGGAAUAGCAUGUACAGCUAUGAAAUCACAGAUUUCCAGUUGACACUGGAAUUUUCAGUUGUUGCUUUUUUUUAAAAAAAACUUUUUAUAUUGCUGUUUAAGUGUUCCUAAAAAAGCAGUUAGUGGUGGUGAAGGCCUAUACUCCUGUUGUUACUUAUUAUAAAUACUGCACCUUUCCCAUUUCUGCCACUCCUGCAGUGCCAAACAUAGACAGAGGAAAGGGGCUAGAGACAAAGUUUCUUCCUGUUUCUUUCUUCUACUUGCUUAUAUUUUUGUCUUUUGUUUUCCUACCUUCAGACAAUGUAAAUAACAGUCAACGCCUGGUCUGUUUCUUUUUCCAUCUCUGCUCUUUUUUUAGGAGUGGAGAAAGCUGAUUUUGGAAUUUUUUUCUUUUUUUUUUUCUUUGUUAAAAAAAUUGCAGUUUGUUGACUAGUGGGAAUUUGGUCUCUCACAGUUCCUCACUAUGUUUCUAUGGACCUCCUUUUGAAGGGGAAGGACUUUGUAAGGUAACUGAAAAACUGUCUCCUCUUAAGCUUUCACCAGGAAACAAAUGGGAGCAUAAAUAAAAGAAAAAAAAAAUUGUACAAGGCUAUUGAUUUUGCUAGAGGGCUGAACAGAACAGUGGAAAUUGCACAUGUUGUUUUAAUUGCAAUAUCUCUAGGAAUGAAGCAUCAGCAAAGCAUGGGUUUAGAUAGGAUACUAGAUCUGAUGAGCUAGAGGAAGGAAUUUGCCUGGACACUGCCAUACUGUGCCAGGGGCAUCUCUUUCCCACUUUCUCUGAUUCAUACCUACUCUGUUCAAUUCAUGUAGUGUUUGUCUCUUCUUUGCCUCCUCUUCAGGCUUGUAUUUUUGGAUAACAGGAGAAUGAUAUGUGCUCACUUCCUGAUUCAGCUUUAGACUCAUCAGGAAUGUCUAUGGAGAGUGAAAUGGGACCAAAAGAGCAUCGUUAGACGUCAGAGUUCAGACAGCUCCUGGCGAGCAAAGUAGAUUAUGUCCAGGAAUUAUGAAAAGUACAAAUGGGACUCUCAGGUAAAACUUUAUCCCACUCAGCAUUCUCUCACAUUGGCAGCUGUACAAAGAGGGAACUCUUAUGAACUCCCAGGUCUUUCCAGCCCUGACCAUUUCAAGAGGAUCUGUCUUCCCUCUGUGUUGUUCCUCUAAAGGAAAGGACUUCUGGGAUUUUUAAGUAAGAUUGAUAAUUUGGUGUAGGUAAGAGAUAAAAACUUUUGUGACCAUUUUUCUUAGUCAAUUUCCUUGGGCUUUCUUAAAUCUGUUUUAGGAGGUAGCUCUUCUCCUGAAUGAUGGGCUUUCAAUUUCUCUGUGCAGAUGUUUACACAUUCAAGUGCUAACUUCCGCUGGGCAGCAGCACUUGUUGAAGAUGACUUGCAGUUCUUUCAGGGUCAGUGCUAGCUCAUUUUCCUGAGCUGACUUUGAACUAGUUGUGGAUCGGAGCCCAGGAAAUCACGCUAACCAGAGCAGGGGACAGGGCAAGUGCCAAGGGCACCUCAGCAGAGGACGAAUGAGCAAGUGUUAAUCUUCUGUUACUUCUUUUUUUUUUUUUUUUU
Messenger RNA from Gallus gallus (chicken), 5524 nucleotides. RefSeq names its product family with sequence similarity 131 member B (gene FAM131B). The transcript is spliced from 6 exons. Bases 2069 to 2953 code for a protein of 294 amino acids. Lineage: Eukaryota; Metazoa; Chordata; Aves; Galliformes; Phasianidae. The record is from RefSeq and is a predicted model, not a curated record.